Messenger RNA from Staurois parvus, 369 nucleotides. The record is from the annotation of a GenBank genome assembly. Lineage: Eukaryota; Metazoa; Chordata; Amphibia; Anura; Ranidae.
CAUACAGGACAGGAGAAGGGGGACUGUGCAGAGUCCAUACAGGACAAGAGAAGUGGGACUGUGCAGAGUCCAUACAGGACAGGAGAAGUGGGACUGUGCAGAGUCCAUACAGGACAGGAGAAGUGGGACUGUCCAGAGUCCAUACAGGACAGGAGAAGUGGGACUGUGCAGAGUCCAUACAGGACAGGAGAAGUGGGACCGUGCAGAGUCCAUACAGGACAGGAGAAGUGGUACUGUCCAGAGUCCAUACAGGACAGGAGAAGUGGGACUGUCCAGAGUCCAUACAGGACAGGAGAAGUGGGACUGUGCAGAGUCCAUACAGGACAGGAGAAGUGGGACUGUGCAGAGUCCAUACAGGACAGGAGAAGU